Molecule: messenger RNA, 2318 nt
Organism: Cavia porcellus (domestic guinea pig)
Lineage: Eukaryota; Metazoa; Chordata; Mammalia; Rodentia; Caviidae
Product: ubiquitin carboxyl-terminal hydrolase 42-like
Exons: 8
Coding region: 18-2318 (766 amino acids)
Biological process (GO): protein deubiquitination
Molecular function (GO): cysteine-type deubiquitinase activity
Source: RefSeq, a predicted model, not a curated record
AUGCAGAAGGAUUUUGCAUGAUGUGUAUAAUGCAAGACCAUAUUACCCAGGCACUCAAUAAUCCUGGGGAUGUUAUUAAACCCAUGUUUGUCAUCAAUGAGAUGCAGCGCAUAGCCAGCCACUUCCAAAUUGGCGAGCAAGAAGAUGCCCAUGAGUUUCUUCAGCACACGGUUGACGCCAUGCAGGAAGCGUGCCUCAGUGGCAGCAACGAAUUGGACAGACACACCCAGGCCACCACACUAAUUUGCCAGGUGUUCGGGGGAUACCUGAGAUCUAGAGAAUUCACCCCGCUCCAGUGGGACCAGGCCACGGAAAGACCCAGCAAGGAGUUCCACAUCAAGUCCCAGUGGAAGUCCCAGAGUCAAGAGGUUCACCGUGUGACCAUUCAGCAUAAACGCUGCCUCCAGAUUUGCCAUCUGCGCUGUCGGGCUGCGGUGGUGACUGACUUUUGUCCACCUGGAACAGGGCAGAGUCCAUCAGGGGACCUCACUGUGGUGCUUGAGGCUGGCAGCCCCACUGCUGGUUCCCCCAAGAAACUGGACAGGAUGAGUCUGUGCAACAAAUUUCAGAAGGCUUUGCUGCCACCUGGUAGCAGCCUCACACCUACCAAAGAGGUUACCCCAGAAGACAGCUCAGACAAACUGGAUGAGUCUUUGCCCAUGGUAAACAACCUUUGUCACACAAACAAGACCAGCACAGGGCAAGAUCCGCUUCCUGAACCCUGUGAUGCUGAGAAGGGAACACAGGACUGCAGCGAAAUCAUCCAGGAGGACAAAGUGUUGCUACCUUCGAGCCUGCAGGACCCUAGUCCAGGAGACACAGUGGAGCAGCUGAGCCCAGCUUCCUCCACACAACCAGAAGGUGGGCAUGAGCCCGAGCUCUCCGUUUCCCUCAGCGGAGAGCAGUGUGGUGACACAGAGGCCCCGUCCUGGAGCACAGGCAAAUCUGCAGAUGCGCUGCCCUCUGCUCAGCCACACGGGACCCCAGACCCCCAUCCUGAUGGCCCUAGGCACAGUCAUGGGGAGAGGUGUGACAAAGACAAAGCCUGCCAGAAGGCUCCGGAUCGUCCUGCAUUUAACAGGAAAAUCAGCAGCCUCAAGAAAACUGACAGAGGACGUUACUGUAACCAUCGAGACUAUUCUUCUGAUGGGGAACACAUGAAGAGAAAUCGGAGCAGGAGUAGGAGUCAGAGGAGGACUGGGGGUCAUUGGCACAGAAAGCGGCGCUCCUACACCAGGAAAAACAGCAAACAGGAGUGCCACGCCACUGUGCGGCCCCGCAGCAGGAGCCGGCACCCUCUGUGCUGUGGGGAGUCAGUCAGUCCCAGCAAGCGCUGCGGUCUGGGAAGGUUCAGCUGCCACCACUCCCAAACCAGGAGAGGGGCCGAGCAGCAGGACAGGAGCCGAUAUCACCGCUCAGGCAGUGACCACACCUGGCUCCAAAAGACAGGUGACCCCAAGAAGAUGCGGUGGGACGGGUGCAGGUAUUACCCCAACAGGUACACCCCAUAUGCAAGCAGGAAGCCCAGUGUAAAGCGGCCACACAAGGACUCCUCCCCGGCCAGGAAGGGCUGGGAGCCUCCUGCCUGGGUGAGGGAGCGGACCCACUUCCACAGCCCUUGCACAGAUGCUGCACCCCCUUUCCCUCUGCACCCCGAGGGCCACUCCCAGGAAAAAGCUGCCUUUGGAGCUGAUAACAGUGGCUGUGGCCUGUCUGAUCGGUUUUAUGAACACAAAAGCAUGAAGUCACACAAACGUAGAUAUGAGAGUGCAAAAAGUAAUGACAGUCAUGAGGAAAAGAAAGCCCACAGGAGUCUGCCCAAAGACCUGGAGGAGCCUAAGGCGAAGAAGCACAAAAAGUCAAAGAAGAAGAAGAAAUCUAAAGACCAGCACCAGGAGCGUGACCACAGGCAUCAGCUGGACCCAGAUGUUCUAGAUGUGUACUCUGACGCUGACCUCUACAGACACAAAAAGAAGAAAAAGAAAAAGAAAAGACACCGGAGGAACUCAGAAAACUCUGAAAAAGAACCAGAACCGCACCUGCUGAAGGCCUCCAGCCAUGGGAACAUCAGCUACUUCAAGAGACUCGAGGGCAGCUUCCUGCUCACCAAUGGCCUGGCCAUAGAGGACCCUGGAUCUUUCCCAAAGAAGAGCCACUGGGGCAGCCCCUCCCCCUUUGUGACUGGUUCCCUGAGGAGGAGCCCUGAGAAGCUUGUUAAGAGUGAAAGUGACGGGAGUUGGGGCCGGGACACAGGUUGGCAAGCUGCGUCUCGAAGGCCAAAGCCGGCCCUGUGCCUGUCGCUCAUCACCUGUGAGUAA